Protopolystoma xenopodis is the source of this 252-nucleotide messenger RNA. Lineage: Eukaryota; Metazoa; Platyhelminthes; Monogenea; Polystomatidea; Polystomatidae. The record is from the annotation of a GenBank genome assembly.
AUGGUUGUAGGUUGGCGUAACUACGGCCAAUUGACGUCAAUCGUGAAGACUCUUCCUUUCUCAGAUUCGUUUCCUGUGCCCCCUCACCUGACCAUUGAUGAACAGCCCGCUGGAGUUCAGGCCUGGCUUCCGAUCGUCGGUCUCGAUGAUUUUCAGGCACAACAUACUUGCACCUGCGCCUGGUCUGAAAAUACCACUUUAAUGGCUCAGAGCUUGGGUAAACGGUCUGGCGGUCCGGCCUUUAGCAUCUAG